Messenger RNA from Lingula anatina, 2092 nucleotides. Its product is annotated as guanine nucleotide-binding protein-like 3 homolog. The record is from RefSeq and is a predicted model, not a curated record. Lineage: Eukaryota; Metazoa; Brachiopoda; Lingulata; Lingulida; Lingulidae. Gene Ontology annotation, molecular function: GTP binding. Gene Ontology annotation, cellular component: nucleolus.
AAUUACAUUAAUUACCCCCUAGUAGCUUGAGUAGGCGUGCAUGACAUUUUAGCCAUUUACACUGAAUGCAAUUUAGAGAGAAUCACCCCCCUUCCCCAGAGAUAGACCGACGACGAGUUUAUGUGGACGCUCCCAUACAACUAACUUACAGUAAAAAUGAGAUUUAAAAAGGUAAAUCAAAGCACUAGUAUCAGACUAUAUAUCGAGAAUAUAAAAGGUGAGCAGCUGUGUUAUUUUUAAAUUUUUAAAUAAAUGAAACAUGAAAGAGAAAGAAACAUUACCGCUAAGUCAACGGAUGCUGUGGUAACAUAACUACUGCAGUAGUAGUGUGACUAAGGUUUGUUUGCCAACUUUCCCAUUACACGCAAGUUGGCACGAGGAGAAUCUAGUUCUUACCGAGCAAAAACAAAAAACAUUUGCCUUAAUUUUAAAAAUUAUUACAAAAAUAAGUUGAUUUUAAUGUUACAAAUGUCUUAUUCAAAUAUAUGAUCAAUAAAAAAUAGUUUACCGGGAUUUAUGAAAUAAAUUUAAAACUCACACUCUGCAGUUAGUAGUUUUGCCUGUCCUCCAGCACGUUUGUUUUUCAUGGAAUCAUCCAAUGAAACGGAUUCAUUUUCUUCUCUGCUGAACGACUUAAAAUACCAACUUCCGCUACUUCCGGCGAAAGAAACGUGAGCGAGAGAUACACGUUGUAACAACAGAAACAUACAUCGUGAGAAAUAUACCGGGAUUUAAUCUCGUCGGUACUCGGUUUUGAUGAUUUUGCAUAAAAAAAGAAAAUACGAAAAUCAUUAAGGAAGUUGUGAGAGAAUCGCUGAGUUAAGAACGCCGAGAGGCUACUUGAUUUUUUUCUGUGCUGAUGUUGAAGCGUUUCACAAAGUGACAAACACAAGCUUUCAGCAUGGUGAAACAGUUUUUCAAAAAGAGGAGCAAGAGGCUAACAUGUAGAAAAAAAUACAAAAUAGAAAGAAAGGUUAGAGAACACAACAGAAAGAAGAAAAAAGAAGCAAAGAACAAUCCCAACACUAAAUCUAAAAGAAAAGAUGUGGCUGUCCCAAACAGUUUGCCUUUUAAAGAAGAAAUUUUGAAAGAAGCUGAAGACAGAAAGAGAAGGUUAGAAGAAGAACAGCAACGUCUGAAAGACAAGAGGAAAAAAGACAGACAAAAGAUCUUGGAUAAAAAGAGAAAUUUAGCCAGUCUUGCUCAAGAUGCACAGAAAAGAACAGAGGAAUAUGAGAGAAAGAAUGCUCUGUCGGGGGAGGAGUUGUCCGCCGCUCUGACUGGCGGAAAACCCGUGGAGUCAUCUCUCAAAGCUUACUACAAAGAGUUUAAAAAGGUGAUUGAGGCAGCAGAUGUCAUUCUGGAGGUGCUGGAUGCCAGGGACCCUGUGGGAAGUCGCUGCCCCCAGGUGGAGCAAGCAGUGAUCAGCGCAGGGGCAAACAAGAAACUUGUGCUAGUCCUCAACAAAAUUGAUCUUGUUCCAAAAGAGAAUGUUGAAAAGUGGCUGACCCAUUUGAGAAAUGAAUUACCCACAGUUGCCUUCAAAGCAUCAACUCAGACACAGAAAGAAAACUUGGGGCAGAGUCGAGGCUCACUUCAAAAGACGACAGAAGAUCUGCUGAAGUCAAGUCGCUGUGUAGGAGCAGACGCUCUCCUGAAGUUGCUAGGCAACUAUUGUAGAAACCAAGACAUCAGGACAGCUAUUACUGUGGGGAUUGUGGGGUUUCCUAACACAGGCAAGAGCAGUAUCAUCAACAGUCUGAAGAGGUGUAAAGCAUGUGGUGUGGGCGCCACUCCUGGUUUCACCAAGACCAUGCAAGAAGUCCAUCUUGAUAAACACAUCAAACUGCUGGACAGUCCAGGUAUUGUCAUGGCAACGGGAUCCUCGGACGCUUCAGUAAUUCUAAGGAAUUGUGUGAAGAUUGAGACUCUCCCUGACCCCAUUUCUCCAGUAGAGGCCAUCAUGCGGAGAUGUAGCAAGCAGCAGUUGAUGCUCCACUACAAUGUCCCAGACUACAAGGACGUUCAGGAGUUUCUGUCUCUGCUGGCCACCAAGAUGGGCAGAUUGAAGAAGGGAGGAGUGCCAGAUGUG